Messenger RNA from Bactrocera neohumeralis, 553 nucleotides. RefSeq lists its product as uncharacterized. The transcript has 3 exons. The record is from RefSeq and is a predicted model, not a curated record. NCBI's taxonomy places the organism in Eukaryota, Metazoa, Arthropoda, Insecta, Diptera, Tephritidae. The coding region runs from base 27 to 491 and encodes 154 amino acids.
UUGUAGUGUAAUAUUUGAACCGUGAUAUGAUCAAAAUUCUAUUCGUACUCGUGGCUUUCAUAAGCCCUCACUUUAUUUGUAGCGGCGAGCAAAGCGGACUCGUAAACUUUUGGUAUACUUGUGAUUUCCAAAUGGAAUCCGAUAUGAAUGACAUGAGUGAGGAAUGCCGUAAAAUAUAUAGCCAAAAAGCGGGCCAGAGCGAUGUCUACGAGCUGUAUAAAACCGAAGCUGAAAUGUUUUACAAAUUCCGAAAUAAAUUGGUGGAAUGCGAAAGCAAUGGCAAAACAUGUGCUUUGAGUGAUGGUCAAAGUGAAAUGGAAAUGCCGCUGCUAAUCGGCUAUAAUAUCAACAAACGUAUGCGUUUAUACAAAGAAGCCGAAAUAAAUCAGUGUUAUGUAGAGACCACCAAUAAUAUUGACUUCAUAAAAUGUAUUAUCGAAGCUCGCAAGAAACUAUUGGCCGCCUUAAAUCAAAAUUGUUCGAGCAUGUGAGUGAUAUUAUUUGUAUAUUUAUGUAAAAUAUGACUGAUAAUAAAUAAUUUAAAUAAUUCUGA